UUUAAACUGUGCAAAAUGUCGGUGCGCUUGGGACUUAUUCUUGUGGGCCUGCUGUCCCUUGUAGCCCUCAGCCGAUCCGCCUCUGUCAGCACCCACAUCGUAGGUGGGGACCUGGCGGACAUUUCGGACUUCCCCUACCAGGUGUCGGUUCGCCUGGAGACGUACAUGCUGCUCCACAUCUGCGGCGGCAGCAUCUACGCGCCCAAUGUGGUGCUAACUGCCGCCCACUGCAUCAAGGGACGUUACGCUUCGUACAUUCGCAUCGUGUCAGGACUGAACUCGAUUGCCGAUCUGGAUGAGAUGGGCGUGAAGGUCAGCAAACUGAUCUAUCACAGUGGCUACAACAAGAAGACCUAUGUGAACGACAUUGGCUUGAUCAUAACCCGAGAGCCACUGGAGUACUCGGGCCUCGUGCAGCCCAUACCCUUGGCAGUGGAGGCCCCACCAUCGGGAGCACAUGCCGUUGUCAGCGGAUGGGGCAAGCGUACCGAGGAGGACGAGGCGUUGCCCGCCUUGUUGCGUGCCGUGGAGCUAGAAAUUGUCGACCGAAGUGCAUGCGGCGACCAAUAUCUGACCAAGGAUUACACUAUCACCGAGGAAAUGCUAUGUGCCGGCUACUUGGAGGGUGGAAAGGACUCCUGCAAUGGUGACUCCGGUGGUCCAUUGGCUGUGGAUGGUGUCUUGGUGGGCAUCGUUUCGUGGGGUGUUGGCUGUGGCCGGGAAGGAUUUCCCGGAGUGUACACUAGUAUCACUUCACACAUUGAAUGGAUCGAAGAACAGGCCGCACCCUACCUCUAAAUUUUAGAGAAGAGCUGAAGAGCUGCAAGCGAACAAAAUAACCGAACAAAUUAUUUAAACAUUAUUAGCUAUCAUACCUAUAAUAAAUAACAAAUGAGCAUUUAA
Messenger RNA from Drosophila persimilis, 903 nucleotides. Its product is annotated as trypsin alpha-3. Gene Ontology annotation, biological process: proteolysis. The record is from RefSeq and is a predicted model, not a curated record. NCBI's taxonomy places the organism in Eukaryota, Metazoa, Arthropoda, Insecta, Diptera, Drosophilidae. The transcript has a single exon. Bases 16 to 798 code for a protein of 260 amino acids. Gene Ontology annotation, molecular function: serine-type endopeptidase activity.